This is a messenger RNA of Rodentolepis nana, 531 nucleotides long. NCBI's taxonomy places the organism in Eukaryota, Metazoa, Platyhelminthes, Cestoda, Cyclophyllidea, Hymenolepididae. The record is from the annotation of a GenBank genome assembly.
AUGUCAAUCACUCCUUCACGCGAUAUAUACGACUUGGCGCAAAGAAGACGCAGUCUUCUCGAUUGGCAAUUCCCUCAAUUGGCAUUGAUGCCAUUCGACGAGGUGGCAAAUUGGAUUGAACGCUCUCGACGAACACUUGGUGACGAUAUCAUGAGCAUGCAUAGGAACUUGUUUUCUCUUGAGCCUUUCGCUGCCAUGGAUGCGGCUUUGAACAAGAUGAUGAGUGAGAUGAGUGCCAUCGAGCCUCGUGAAUUCCACCCUGAAGCGGAGUUCACUGAGGUUGGUGCACUGGACUUCCUGAAAGAUGCCUACGAAGUAGGGAAAGACGGCAAGCUCCACUUCAAGGUGUACUUCAACGCGAAGAACUUCAAGCCCGAGGAGAUCACUAUUCGCACGGACAAGAAUAGGCUGAUUGUUGAGGCGCAGAAGAGUGCGUCGCAACGUGGUGCAGUGAUGUCAGAGUCUGUGGGACGCUCAAUCCCUAUUCCUCCGUCUGUUGAUCGCAAACAGCUGAGCUCCACUCUCACAUCG